AUGUUUUCAGAAUGCCCUCACAUGAAAUAUGGUGACAAUUGUGAAGAAGACUGCCCGUGUAACAGCUAUAAUACUGAAUCCUGCGAUAUGGAGACUGGAGAAUGUGUAUGUAAGCAGGGGUAUACCGGGUUCUCCUGCAACUGCCAAGUUGGUCUUCAUUCCUGCAACUUAAACGUUUCGGAUUGCUAUGAAGAUUCGAAUGAAGUAUCAUGCAUUUGCCAAAAAAAUUUUACGCAAUUGGAGCACAAUUGCACAGACAAUGUGCGCUUAAGUCAGGAUAAUUUUGUGCAAGUCUUCAAAGAUGAUGGAUGGUCUGGUAUCUGUAAUAACAAUCUGAAGUCUAACGCUUUAGUUAUCUGCCGCCAUCUUAACCGUAGCACGGAAUUUGUAUAUUCAACUUCAAAGUAUAGAAGAUAUGACUAUACGAGGACGUCGGUCAGUUGUAGAGGAACAGAGGACAUGCUGUCGGAAUGUCCAUCUAGAACGGGUUCCUAUUGCUCCUACUCUCCAGUCGUCCACUGUGGCGAAUGCCCAGAAUGGAGAUUUUCAUCAGAUUGUUCCGAGACAUGUGAUUGUGACAGGGACACGAGUACAGGAUGUGAUUUCAGGGACGGAACCUGUUCUUGUAGUGACGGUUUUAAAGGGGAGGACUGUAGUUGUCAUGUGUCUACAGCUCCUUGCUCGGGAUCGUCCUCUAAAUGUAAACAUGACAGGUGUAUCUGCAAAGAAGGAUUCUUUAAUCAGUCAGCGUCUUGUUUAGAUUUUGCUGAUGUCAUUUACUAUUGCUCUUUUGAAAAGUAUUCAUGGAAAAGUACAUGCAGUGUUCAAACAUCAAAUUGGCCUUUGAACCGAAACUCUUAUUCAUCAACUUACGGCUGGAAACCAAGCAGCGGAACCGAUGACUUAAAUUACCUUUAUCUGGAUACGAAACCUUAUUACUUGUCAGCUGAUAGCUAUUUUACUGAAAUGAAUAUAACAUUAAAUAUAAAACGAAAGCAGUUUUGUCUUUACUUUGACUACUUCCUUUAUGGUCGAGGGUCAAUAAGGGUCUCUACAAUAGACAACUCGUUCUUGGAAUCUUCUGUAGCAGUUCUGUCUGGGUCGCAGGAAAACUGGACAAGCAAAGACACGCAGAUAAAUGGGUCAAAACCUAUACGCAUGAUUAAAAUCAGGAUGGAGGAGAGGACUGCCAUUGACAGAAUUAUCAUUGCAGGGUCCAGUUGUGUUUGUUCAAACUGGACGUUUGGUCGAAACUGUGACAAAUGUGCCUGUGUCAGGAUGCACACAGAGUCCUGUGACAAAACUACCGGGGCCUGUCACUGUAAGGUUGGGUAUACUGGGGACGCCUGUCAGUGCGAAGCUAAUGGAAAACCCUGUCUCCAUGACGUAAGAUUGGUGAAUGGAAACACAACAAACAUGGGCAGAGUAGAAGUGGUCACUGAAGGCAUAUGGUCCACAGUAUGUGACGGAAACUGGGAUGAUAAUGACGCAACAGUCGUCUGCAAACAACUAGGACUCGGAAACUACGGUAUUGCAAUGAAUAAUGCUGAAUUUGGGAAAGGGUUUGGUCCUAUCCAUGUCGACAAGGUUGAUUGUAAGGGAGAUGAAGAGGAUUUGUUAUCAUGUCAGUUUUCUCGAUCUUCAUGUGACCACUCCGAUGAUUCUGGGGUAGUGUGUGUUAAUGCUUCGAGUAUAAUCCGUCUGAGAGAUGGUACCGAUCGGACCAAUGGUCGUCUAGAGAUCAAACUGGAUGACGGUGGAUCUUGGGGUACAGUCUGUGACGACGGCUUCGGAGAAUCGGAUGCUAGAGUAGCAUGCCGACAGUUAGGUCUACCCACGAGAUCUGUUCAAGCAAAAACAUCUGCUUAUUAUGGAUCGGGAUCGGGGCCGAUUCUUUUAAGCAAUCUAGGGUGCAAAGGAGAUGAGCCUGCUAUUCAGUCGUGUUCUGGUACAAAAAAUCCCGGUACUUGUGGGCAUUAUGAAGACGCCGGUAUAUCUUGCUCAAAUGAUUGUCCCUCGUUCACUUAUGGAAAAGAUUGUGAAGAUGAUUGCGUUUGUGACCGUAGUAACUCCUUGUCAUGUGACAAAGACACGGGGGAAUGCGUGUGCAAGAGUGGAUGGUCAGGUGUACGUUGCACGUGCGGACGAGAAAUAAAAUGUGGUGAAAAUUCGUACUGCGAUGAGUACAAAUGCCUAUGUGUGGACGGUGUUUUCACUAAACCAUCCAACUGUUCAGAUGUCACAGACGUUUUGUAUUCCUGUUCGUUUGAAACAGAUUUUGAAACAUGUUCAAUUAAAAAUUAUGGCGUCAUGAAAUGGAGAAAAGAUAGCAGUGGAACACCCAGUGACGAUACAGGUCCAUACUCGGCGAAAGAGGGAAGAUACUACGUUUAUACAGAGGCCACCAGCCAAUCCACUGGCGAUAAAGGAGUAAUGAAAAUAUCCGUAUCUAAUUUAAUGUCUACACAUGCCUGUUUCCAGUUUUAUUAUCACAUGAGAGGGGGUGAUAUGGGUGACUUGAAUAUAACCGCACAGGACACAUAUGGAUCCGAAAUUACUAAAUGGACAAAGUCAGGACAUUUUGGUUCCAGAUGGGACAAAGGCUUUUUUUCUCUCCCACCCACCUCUUCAUUGAUUAAGAUAACUGGUAUCAGAGGCGAUGGAUAUCAGUCAGAUAUUGCACUUGAUGACUUCAAAAUCUUUCAAGGGCAUUGUGAUUGUGAUCAAUGGAAAUAUGGAUUAACUUGUGAAAAAUCAUGUGAUUGCAUAAGAGGAACUUCUGAAGGGUGUAAUAGUCAGACUGGAAGCUGUAUUUGCCAGUCAGGAUGGAGCGGCAAAACAUGUAAUUGCCGGAAGUCAGGAGACAACUGUCAUCCUGCAUACUCUUAUUGCCAUGGAGAUGUAUGUUUAUGCAAAGAUGGCGUAUAUGACACCGGUGUUACGUGCUCCGGUAUCAAUGACAUCACAUUUUUCUGUGCAUUUGAUAUGCCAGACAGUCUCAAACAAUGCAAAAUUGUAUUGCCUCCAUUGCAGUGGGAGAUCCAAGAGGACAGAACACACUCGAUUAGUGAUAACUAUCAUCUGACAAACAACCGCUUCUUGCAAACAAGACUGUCUCCGGAAAGCACAAUGUUUUCAUUCUCUCUCAAGAAUAUAUCGUUAAAAACUGAUAGUUGUCUUCAAGUCAAAUAUUUCACACGCGAUCCAACGAAACAAAGUCUGCGAAUUCAGGUGAUAAGAAAUGGGCAUUUGAUAAGUAAUAGACUCUUUCGAGAAAGGGAUUGGUCAACUGCCCGCAUCUCCAUAAAGGCAUCUUCAGAGAUCAAGAUUCAUUUUAUUGUGAACGUCUACAAUAGGUUGCCUGUGCUUAUAGACGACAUAAUCAUAACGGCAAAGAGAUGUGGUGCUUGUUCACAGUGGUACUAUGGCUCAGAUUGUGAAAAGAUGUCGAAAUGUAACCGUACAAAUACUCUUUCAUUUGACCACCAAGAUCAUUGCACUUGUAAGGCAAACUGGCGGGGUGAAAAAUGUGACUGUACAAAAUCAGAGAACGAAGCGUGUCUCAAACAGGGGGAGAUCUGCAUGGGUGGCACUUGUUCAUGUGAGAUUGGAUAUACAAGAGCUGGAUUGGGCUGUAGAGAUAUUGAUGAAUGCAAAUAUCAAUGCAAAAGUUCUCUGCAAACAUGCACAAAUACGAAUGGAUCGUACUCAUGUGUUUGUAAUAGGGGUACUGUUGGGGAUGGUGCCAUUUGCUCGGAAUCGCCGCUGGUCAUUACAAAUGGGUCUACACCAAUGGACGGAAUCGUACUGAUGUGGCGAGACAAUGUCUGGGGUGCAUUAUGUCAGUCUUUCGAUCUGUUUACAGCUAUGCUAGCUUGCAAUACUCUUUUCAAUGACGAAAUACAUGGCGUUCAUCUUGCUCAGGAAGGAGGCUACAAAUCGCCAAAUGGGGUCACAUACAAGUCGUUUGUAUGUGAUCAAAAGAGUAAAGGAUUUGAGCUUACAAAAUGUAAUGUCUCUAUUGAGCCCUGUGACACUGAGAAGGAGGCGAUGCACUUAUCCUGUGGCGUCUGUGGAGGGGUUUAUACAAAUCCGUUUGGACUAGUGGAGCCACCUCUUCAAGUUCCAGCAAAUACAAUGUGCUUCUUUUUAUUGAAGCCUUUUAAUUCUAAAACUAUCAAUGCAACAUUAAUUUCUUUCUCAAUGAAUCCAAAUGAUCAGUUUCGAAGAAAACGGUAUUCACCAGUAACUCAGAUUCCAUGCGACGACACAUAUCUUGAGGUAUUCAAUGGUCCAGGGCCGGAGUCACCUUUUAUCGGGCGAUAUUGUAACAAUCGACUCCGAUUUACUGUCACUUCUACUGGGGAUAGUUUAUUUAUUAUUUAUAAAACGUCUAGAAACACGUCAAAUCACGAUUUCCAGGUCAUCUACGAAUCAGAGAAGAGUGUGGAAGAUCCACACGUACUUGGGGAACGCUGUAGUCAUUCUGUUCAGUGUGUAGCGAACAAUGCCUCCUGUGUCAAUAACAAAUGUACAUGUCAUAGAGAUUAUUACAUGUUUGAUACAGCCACUUGCUUGGAACGAAAACUUUGGAACUCUUCAUGUGAUGUAAAUGAACAAUGCAAAACCUCUUACUGCCAUCCUGAAAACCAAGUGUGUAAUUGUCCUGUGUACUCAGAAAUUGAUUUAGUUAACGAAGUAUGUGUUGCCAAACAAGCAAAAUCAACAGAAGAACAACAACAACAGUGGUUGAUCCCUGUCCUGCUUCUCAUCGUCAUACUGAUAAUAAUACUUAUUGCUGUCAUCGUUAUAUUCGCUAGAAGAAAGGGAUACAUUCUAUGGGGAACGGGAAAUGAUGCCACGUUUACGUAUUCGGAGCUAAUGUCAGCAUCCAACCCAUUGUAUGCAUAUAAUACAGACGACAAGAGUUCGCAUCGAGGUUCUGUAAUUUCUAUAAACCAAGCAGCAGAUAGUACCCACAGGAUACUUUUGAGUACAUUUGGAGACACCUAUGAGAGUUUGUGUGAUGAUGUUAGUUGGCCAGAAGAAGAAUUUAGGAGAAUACUGAGAUCCUGCGAGCAGAGACCUACAGACAUAGGAGCAGCAUCACAGAACAGACAUAAAAACAGAAGCAGAGACGUCUUGCCAUACGACUACAACGGAUUGAGGGAAUCCGGUACAACCAGUGUGAACGACUACAUCAACGCGAGUGUUAUAGAGGGUCUACAUAGUCACUACCCUUAUUACAUUGUGACACAAUAUCCGCUAAUUUCGACUCAAAAUGACUUUUGGGGAAUGGUUUGGAAGCAAAGAGUAGCAUCGAUUAUUAGUCUUGUUUCCAGCAGUGAGAAGGAAGUAUACUUUCCAACAAGAACUGGUAUGACAAGAACUUUUGGUAAAAUCAAGGUGCAAACGCUGUCAACCUUAACUGUUCACAGGUGUACAUUCCGAUGUUUAAAGAUUGUGCAGGGGUCCAAGAACCACACAGUAAAUCACUUUCAGUCUUCAUUUCUCUCCAACUUCACGAAAGAUGAGUGUUCAGAUCUUUUAAAUCUCAUUAAUCUUGUGCAUUCCAAUUCUGAGGAGGGUAAUGAUAGCAGACCACUUGUCAUACACUGUCUGAAUGGAACUGGAAAAUCAGGUAUCUUCGUUGCCAUGGAUUAUCUCAUACAACUUAUUAGGAAUGGCGAUACUUAUGUCGAUAUUUACAACCUCACACACGUCCUGAUCGCAAAUAGGGAGAAAUUAAUAGAAAACGAGACACAGUACCAGUUCUUGUAUGACUGUGUAGAAUCAUAUUUGGAUCACGAAAAGAAAAGCCCACCUCAAAAACUACCAGAGCCUAACCCUACAGAGGAGGAAGAUGCUGGACUUAUAGAACUGUCCCCUACUGAUAAGACCACAUUCUUUUCUAAGAAAUACUGAGGAAAGAUGGUUUUUAAGUUUCAGAAACUU
This is a messenger RNA of Saccostrea cuccullata (small rock oyster), 5955 nucleotides long. RefSeq lists its product as uncharacterized. Gene Ontology annotation, cellular component: membrane. The transcript has 43 exons. Gene Ontology annotation, molecular function: protein tyrosine phosphatase activity; protein-lysine 6-oxidase activity; protein binding. Gene Ontology annotation, biological process: protein dephosphorylation; peptidyl-lysine oxidation; collagen fibril organization. Bases 1 to 5925 code for a protein of 1974 amino acids. The record is from RefSeq and is a predicted model, not a curated record. Lineage: Eukaryota; Metazoa; Mollusca; Bivalvia; Ostreida; Ostreidae.